CCCAACGACAGCGAAAAGCUACGCCAGCCUGUACCAUGCAGUCGGGAGACGAGGACACCACGGGAGUAUCGAUUUUCUGGUGUUUUUGUAUGUAAAAGGAGGCUCUGUUGACCCAGUCCUCUUUUUUUCCACGGCAUCUGAACUACUGGGACACUACCGCAUUGGCAUUAAUUUGACAUACCUACACACACGCACCCACUCACCCACUCAUCCACCCACUCUCGAACAGCAACACGGUUAUUGGAACAGGUUUUUCGGAGCCCCCACUCCGGUGGCAGAGACGGCGAAGGAGUUUACUCGGGCUCUUGUGACAGAAGAUUCGGAAUCAUGGAUUUACAUUUCUUUUCGGCGCGAAUUUAUUGGUGGAGGAUUCUGUUUCUCCUGAGCGUGUUCCAGGACUACUUGAGUACUAUGCUGGACUGCCCGCCUCCGUGCACUUGUUCCAACACGCAGAUCAAUUGCAAUAAGUCGGACGAUGCGAAAAUCUUUCCCAUGCUUGCUCCUCAAGACACCGUGAACGAGGGAAACAGCACAAACGUAACCUCCAUCAUCACCACCAUAGCCAUUGACGGAUGGUCAAAAAUGGAGACACUGAAAGAAGUGGAUAUGGAGCUCUACACUGGACUACAGAGCCUAACCAUCACCAACAGCAACCUGAGAGAGAUCAAGCCCGGGGUCUUCAAGCAGAACCCCAACCUGCGCUACAUAAAUCUGUCCAGGAACCCCCUCCUGAGGACUCUGGCAUGGAAUCUUUUUCACAGCCUGCCACUCGUAGAGCUGCGACUGGACGAGGUGCUGUUUCAGUGUGGCUGUGGUAUCCGCUGGCUGCAGCUCUGGCAGCAGAGGGGGGAGGCGGGGCUUCAGAGCCAGCAGCUCUACUGCUCAUGGGAGGACACGCCCACACACCGCGUUCCCCUUCAGGCCAUGAACAUCACACACUGUGACAUGCCGGAGGUUGCUGUGACCCAAAACAACAUCACGGUAACGGAAGGUGACAAGGUGGUCAUGUUCUGCAAUGGCACAGGGAUGCCUGUCCCAGAGGUGGACUGGAGGGUGGGGGGCCUCGAAACAGUCAACCACCACCAGGAGUCCUUUGUGGACGUUUACAACGUCCAUGCCCUCAAGCUGACCAUGGAGAACAUCAGCAGAGAGGACAACAACUUCCUGCUGAACUGCGUGGCCGAGAACAGCGUGGGCAUGAUCAAUGCCACUGUGCAGCUCUUUGUGCAAUUCCCCCCGACCAUCAUCAAGCUGGACGAGCCGGAGCGCCGCCACCACACCUGCAUCGAGUUCACGGUGCGCGGCUACCCGCACCCCACGCUGCGCUGGCUGAAGGACGGCCAGGAGCUGGAGGAGACCCAGUUCGUCCACACGGAGAUGGACGUCUACAAGGACUACCUGGAGGGCUGCCUCACCUUCCGGGACCCCACGCACCACAACAACGGCAACUACACGCUGGAGGCAGGCAACUUCCUGGGCGUGGCCAGCAAGACGGUGCAGGGCCACUUCCUGGACCCGCCCUUCGACUAUGACGAUUACGGAACUCCAACGCCGACCAUGGCUGUAACUCACCGGCCAGAGGAGGACACCUUUGGGGUGUCCAUCGCGGUGGGCCUGGCCGGCUUCGCCUGUCUGCUCCUCCUCAUCAUGUUUGUGCUCAUCAACAAAUAUGGCCGCCGCUCCAAGUUUGGCAUGAAAGGUCCUGUGGCAGUGAUAAGUGGUGAGGAAGACUCCGCCAGUCCUCUUCAUCAUGUGAACCAUGGCAUCAUCACUCCGUGCACGCUGGACGCAGGGCCAGACGCUGUGGUGAUCGGAAUGACCCGCAUUCCCGUCAUCGAGAACCCGCAGUACUUCAGACACGGCCACAACUGCAACAAGCCGACCACGUAUGUGCAGCACAUUAAGCGGCGAGACAUUGUACUCAAGAGGGAGCUGGGCGAGGGGGCGUUUGGGAAGGUCUUCCUGGCAGAGUGCUACAACCUCAGCCCCACCAAGGACAAGAUGCUAGUGGCCGUCAAGACUCUGAAAGACCCAACCUUGGCAGCGAGAAAGGAUUUCCAGCGAGAGGCUGAGCUAUUGACCAACCUUCAGCAUGAGCACAUUGUCAAGUUCUACGGAGUCUGUGUGGACGGCGAUCCUCUCAUCAUGGUGUUCGAGUACAUGAAGCACGGAGACCUCAACAAGUUCCUCAGAGCCCAUGGUCCAGACGCCAUGAUCCUGGUGGACGGGCAGCCCCUGCAGACGAGUGGGGAGCUGGGUCUCUCCCAGAUGCUGCACAUCGCCUCCCAGAUUGCGGCGGGGAUGGUCUACCUGGCCUCCCAGCACUUUGUGCACCGCGACCUGGCCACGCGCAACUGCCUGGUGGGCAACGGCCUGCUGGUGAAGAUCGGAGACUUCGGCAUGUCCAGAGACAUCUACAGCACUGACUACUACAGAGUUGGAGGCCACACGAUGCUGCCCAUCCGCUGGAUGCCCCCUGAGAGCAUCAUGUACAGGAAGUUCUCCACGGAGAGCGACGUCUGGAGCUUCGGUGUCAUCCUGUGGGAGAUCUUCACCUACGGAAAGCAGCCCUGGUUCCAGCUGGCCAACAAUGAGGUGAUUGAGUGUAUCACUCAGGGCCGGGUGCUGGAGAGGCCGCGCGUGUGUCCUAAGGAGGUGUAUGACAUCAUGCUGGGCUGCUGGCAGAGGGAGCCUCAGCAGCGGCUCAACAUCAAAGACAUCCAGAAGAUCCUCUUCGCCUUAGGCAAGGCCACACCCGUCUACCUGGACAUCCUGGGUUAGCGCAACGGCAACCGUGGCCUUCUGGGACAUUUGUCUGUCGGUUCGUCCAUUCGUCCGUCCGUCUGUCCUGUCCGUAUGCCCCGCCUGUCCGUCCGUCCGACCGAUCGUUCAUCUCUCCGUCCGUCCGCAUCCAAGAUGGCGGACGCUCUGCAACUGGUCCCGCCUGGAUCCAUAUUGCGCUCCCCUUUCGGAUGAACAACAUCACAUCCCAGGAAUAUCCCCUUCUGAUAACACAACUCUGCUGUUACUACUACUUUCUACACGGGGAGAGACUCAAGUGCCUGCUAAAACCUUUGGUUACACUGAAUAAAGUCUUUAAAAAAAGCA
This is a messenger RNA of Engraulis encrasicolus (European anchovy), 3108 nucleotides long. It is a transcript of the gene ntrk3a, whose product is annotated as neurotrophic tyrosine kinase, receptor, type 3a. The record is from RefSeq and is a predicted model, not a curated record. The transcript is spliced from 16 exons. Gene Ontology annotation, biological process: cell surface receptor protein tyrosine kinase signaling pathway; positive regulation of kinase activity; multicellular organism development. NCBI's taxonomy places the organism in Eukaryota, Metazoa, Chordata, Actinopteri, Clupeiformes, Engraulidae. Gene Ontology annotation, molecular function: ATP binding; transmembrane receptor protein tyrosine kinase activity; neurotrophin binding. The coding region runs from base 328 to 2781 and encodes 817 amino acids. Gene Ontology annotation, cellular component: axon; plasma membrane; signaling receptor complex.